UCAGUUCUCCGCUCAGUUCUCCUGGAGUAAACAGCACGCGCGUUUUAUUUAUAUUAUUAUUUAUUUAUUUUUAAUUCGUUCCCCCUUCAUUCGGAUUUCGAUCACGAUGCGGUCUCGGUCGUUCCUCGUGCAUCUCCUCGCGCCGCUGCUGCUGCUGCUGUCGGUGUCGGUGUCCACGUCGCGCGCGCUCUCCGGCGGCGAGUACUGCCACGGGUGGAGGGACGCGGCGGGCGCGCGACACCGCGGAUUCCGCUGCCCCGAGCGCUACGACGGCGAGGGCGCGCGCUACUGCUGCGGCUCGUGCUCACUGCGCUACUGCUGCGCCGCGCCGGACGCGCGCCUCGAUCAGAGCACGUGCCCCGCCGAGUUCGACUUCUACACCGAGGGAGCGCGAGACAUCCCGCCGAACCUUCCCACGUAUCUGCCCUUCGUGAUCGUAGUGAGCGCCUUCCUGUCCUUCGUUCUGCUCGGAGCGAUGAUCUCCAUCUGCUGCUGUCACUGCGUGAAGCCGAAACCCGGCGACCGGCCCGGUCCCACCCAGACCGGUUUGCUGGAAUCCGGAGGUCCGUCACCUAAAAGCUCCACCCCUUCAUGUACAUCCAACUCCGGGCUCCACCCACCUCGCCCAAGUCCGUCAGAUCUCAGCGUGUACAGCGCAUUUCCGCCCACGUUUGUUCCUCCGCUCCACCAGGGGGCGCCGCAGUUUUACCCGAACUAUCCUAACUAUCCGCUGCCGCCGGAGCACACCAUGCUGAUCGCGCCAGCGUUCCUGGAUGCACACGGACACGGACACAGCCCACCCUUCCCUCAGGACCCCAUCUACCCCACUGUCACCGUCUGAUGAUGUCACAUGACUACAAACAAUUAGCAACUACAACCAUGAAAAGGCUAACUGAGAAAAGCAUCAUGGUAAUGAAGAUGAAGAUCACAGCCAUCACCUUCCCAUCUCCCAUCACAGGACUAAAAACAAUUAGCGUCUCAGAGUACGGAAAAAUGUCCUGAUUGUUCCGACUUUUCCGAAGUCAAUGUGUGUUUGCGCUUCACCAUAUUUUUAUUUAGUUGAUAUUAGCCGUGAAGAUCACAAACAUUUAUGAACAUGGCUUAGAAAUCCUCUCAGAAAUCCUGUCACGUUAGCCAGCUAGCUAGCAUAAGCUGUAAAAGUAUUAAGAUCCCUCAAACAGUCUCUCGGAAAUACUGUCACUUUAGCCACAUAGCUAGCAUUAGCGGUAUAAGUAUUAAUAUCCCUCAAACACUCUCUCAGAAAUCCUGUCACAUUAGCCAGCUAGUUAGCAUUAGCUGUAAAAGUAUUAAUAUCCUUCAAACACUCUCUAAGAAAUCCUGUCAGGUUAGCUGACGUUAACCAGAUAGCUAGUGUAAGCAAUCGAGGACCAUGCGCAAUUCUAUAUAUGUGUUUAAAAGUCUCUUAAAAAUGAUGUCAGAAUUGGCACGUUAGCUAGCUAGCAUAAAAACAAUGAACAUCGUGAUCAUUUAUGAAUAUGAGUUUAAAAUCCUCUCAGAAAUCUUGUAGUUGUAGUGUGUGUUCACUAGCUAGCUAGCAUAAGCAGUGAAGCUUGUUUACAUAUACAUAUGACUUAAAAAUCCUGUCAGAUUAGCUUAUGUUAGCUAGCUAGCUAGUGUUAGUAUCAAGGGGAUGAUAAUUUAUGAAUAUGGCUUAAAAGUCCUGUCAGAUUAGCUUAUGUUAGCUAGCUAGCUAGUGUUAGUAUCAAGGGGAUGAUAAUUUAUGAACAUGGCUUAAAAAUCCUGUCAGAAAUCCUGUCAGAUUAGCUUAUGUCAGCUAGCUGGGUAGAAUAAGCAGUGAAGAUUGUAUACAGAGUUCAAAAUCCUGUCAGAUUAGCUCAUUUUUUUUAGCUAGUUAGCAUUAGCAGUGAAUAUUUGGUGUGGAUAUGAUUGAAAAAUCCUGUCAGAUUGUGUCAUGUUUGCUAGCUAGCUAGCGUCAUCAGUGAAGAUUGAGUCUGUUCCUGAGUAUGCCUUAAAAAUCCUGUCAGGUUAGCUCACGCUAAUCUUCCUUCUUCAUCGUGCUUUUUUUCUGUAAUCUUGCUUCUUAUAGGAGUGUAUUCUGCUUCAAACAUUUUUGUAAAAUGACUUUUUUAAACUCGCUGAUUAGAGUUUGUUAUUUAAACCAAAAAAAAGAGAGAGAAGGAAACAAUAAAGUUGUAUUUUUUAAAAUAUUUGGAUGAGGGUGUGAUGAUUUUCACAUUUAGUUUGCAGAGCGCUAAAGUAAAGUUAGCGACAUUCUCAAGCACAUUGUGGUUUUAAUGUGUGUGUGUGUGUGUGUGUGUGGGGAGACUCUCCUCACCGUGUGUGUGUGUGUGUGUGUGUGUGUGCGAAGCCACAGCAGGAGAACUGAAAGACAAUAGACUGAAACUGUCCUCACACCCCCGAGAGAGACGAAGCCCAGGUGGAGACGGUGUGUGUGUGUGUGUGUGUGUGUGUAUAACAGAGAGAUGGAUUAAGACUUAGCGAGCCCAGCGGGUGGUUAUAAAGAUGCGCAGGAGCUCGUUAAGUGUGCAUUAGCAAACCGAACGGCUCUUCCGAAUCCUGUUCACAUGCAAAGCAGCGUAAAGAAUUCAGUUCCACCUGAAGUGAAAACCUGCACACGUUCCUCUUACGUUACUAUUUUAUUUAAUACUUUAUUUUGUAGAGCGAUCCUUGUUAACUACAAAGCUAGCUAGCAUUUUUUUUUAAAAAAGUACAUUACUCUACUCAAACCUCCUUAUAACGCUAACCUACUAGCUAUAUUUAAUACAUUAUAGUACGAUAUAUAUAUAUAUAUACACGAUAUAGCUAGCUAGCUAGGUUUAAAUAUUUAUGUUUAGCUAAGGCAACUUUAUAUCUGUUUCUAUCUCUGUCUAUGAAAAGAACAUAUUUAAAUCAAAAUAUUUAAUUAUAAAUACAACCAUAUGUCAUAUAUAUGUAUGUUUAUAUACGUACAGAACAUCUUAAAUAGUAACGCACACAACUGUGGAACAAUUGUUGUGUUUCUGUUUUAUUUGUGCAAACUAAAAUAAACGUAAAGCUACUGCUUAUUUAAAUCAUAAGUCAUUUUAUUUUAGGAUAGUUUUAAACUUUAGUGUUUUGUUUAAUUGUAAAAAGUCUAGUGACUAAUUUAGCAUAACGGAAUUCAUUUAAAAUUUUUUAUAUAUAAUUUUACUUAUUUAUGUUAUGAUAUUUAUUUAUAAUACAUUAUUUUAUUGCAUUUUUUUAAUCUUUAAAAUGUCAGCCAUUUUGUUUGUGUGCUCUUUGGGGAUUGGGUGUUUUGGUAUAUGUUUUGUUUUGUUUUCUGUAUACUUGUUUGAAUGUAUUUACGAUCCCUAAAAGUACAAAGGUGAUAGAUAGAAUGACGCAUGAUAGAAAUAAAUAAAUAAAUAAAUAAAUAAAUACUCACUCGUUCGGAGACAGAGGGAUUGAUGUUUACCGGACAAUGCGGUUCUCAUGUACACAUACAAUACGUAAAGACUUUAAAAUGAAGAAAUGUUUUUUAUGAGUUUAAUGAUUUAUUGAGUCACGCUACACACUGCUCUGAAAA
Molecule: messenger RNA, 3547 nt
Organism: Pangasianodon hypophthalmus (striped catfish)
Lineage: Eukaryota; Metazoa; Chordata; Actinopteri; Siluriformes; Pangasiidae
Gene: shisa2a
Product: shisa family member 2a
Exons: 2
Coding region: 107-841 (244 amino acids)
Source: RefSeq, a predicted model, not a curated record